Manduca sexta (tobacco hornworm) is the source of this 5163-nucleotide messenger RNA. It is a transcript of the gene Syx1A, whose product is annotated as syntaxin-1A. Gene Ontology annotation, biological process: exocytosis; synaptic vesicle fusion to presynaptic active zone membrane; intracellular protein transport. Gene Ontology annotation, molecular function: SNARE binding; SNAP receptor activity. NCBI's taxonomy places the organism in Eukaryota, Metazoa, Arthropoda, Insecta, Lepidoptera, Sphingidae. Gene Ontology annotation, cellular component: plasma membrane; synaptic vesicle; SNARE complex. The record is from RefSeq and is a predicted model, not a curated record. Bases 209 to 1090 code for a protein of 293 amino acids. The transcript is spliced from 9 exons.
GUGCGCACAGUUGCGCCAUCUACAACUCAUAUACAUCAGACAUGAGAUGGUAGCAAAGUUUUGUUCGUUUCGUGUGUAUCGAUUUUUUGAGUGAAGUGAACGUAGUGUUCGUGUCCUUUAGUUUAGUGACGUUUGUUAGGAAAAUAUCUGUGAAUGGGAUUGUGUAACAAGAUAAAACAUUUAUUUGGUGUGUGAUUCUCUGUAAAGGAUGACGAAGGACAGGUUAGCGGCGCUUCAAGCGGCGCAAAGCGACGACGACGAUGUCGGCCCGGACGACGUCAACGUCGCCGUCGAAGGCGGCUUCAUGGAUGAGUUCUUCAGUGAGGUGGAAGAGAUACGAGAGAUGAUAGACAAGAUUCAAGCCAAUGUGGAAGAAGUGAAGAAGAAGCAUAGUGCCAUCCUAUCAGCGCCGCAAUCAGAUGAGAAAACAAAGCAUGAACUAGAAGAUCUCAUGGCUGAUGUCAAGAAAACUGCCAACAAAGUUAGAGGAAAAUUAAAACACAUAGAGCAGAACAUCGAACAAGAGGAGCAUUCUAACAAAUCGUCAGCCGAUUUGAGGAUAAGAAAGACACAGCACUCGACGCUGUCGCGCAAGUUCGUCGAGGUGAUGACAGAGUACAACCGCACGCAGACCGACUACAGGGACCGGUGCAAAAGCAGGAUACAGCGGCAGCUCGAGAUCACGGGCCGCGCCACCACCGACGACGAGCUCGAGGAGAUGCUCGAACAGGGCAACUCCGCUGUAUUCACUCAAGGGAUAAUAAUGGAGACGCAGCAAGCGAAGCAGACGCUAGCCGACAUCGAGGCGCGACACGCCGACAUCAUCAAACUGGAGACAUCCAUCCGCGAGCUGCACGACAUGUUCAUGGACAUGGCGAUGCUCGUCGAGAGCCAGGGUGAAAUGAUCGACCGCAUUGAAUAUCAUGUAGAACACGCUGUGGACUAUGUCCAAACCGCCACACAAGACACGAAGAAGGCCCUAAAAUAUCAGAGCAAAGCUCGACGGAAGAAGAUCAUGAUCCUAGUGUGUCUGCUCAUACUGGGCCUGGUCGUCGUGGGCUACGUGUCCAGCUACUUUACUAAUGUGUGAGCGGACCGCGACCGCGCUGUCUGUUCGCCAAAUGCUCAAAGAACCGUCACGCAGAAACAAGUCGCGUAUAUUUUGGUGCCUGCAUUCCGCCUGGCGAUAACCGACAUGAAGCAAUGGAGCGAAUCAUCUAUCAAUACAUUAUACUCAUCUUUAGAACUUUGUCUCAAGCGUUCAAAUUGUACUCAAGUAUUCCUCAUACGAAAUCUAUACUCUCGGGCAAAUGUUAAAUAUUAAUAUUGUUAAUUAUAUCGUUAAUUUCAAUAUUAUCAAAGCAUUAGCUGAAAUGUAGUCUUAUUUACUUAGCAGUCAGCUACAUCGUAACUGAAUUAUAUGAAAUAUAUAAUAAACAGACGAACGGAAAUAGUGAGCAAUAAUCUAUAUACAUUAGUUAAAUCAUUUGUUAUAAAUAGUAUCUUCAUGCAUUUGCAACAUCUAUUUAAGCUGUGUAAUAAUAAAUAUUUCAUAACCACUGAAUCAUUCCUAACUUACAUGUGUAUGCAAUGCCUAAACACGAUCACCUGUCUCAUCUAACUAAGGAUCGUUGUUUAGCAUCAUGAUAUGGAAUCGAUGUGAUGCCAUAUCUGUGAUUAUAGCUAUAUUUAAUAUUAAGUGGGCUGAGGCUAGAAACUAAAAUCUCGGUGGCACAGAGAGAUUGCAAUUGUCGCAAGCAAUGCGCUUUAUUGUAUUCAGUUUUAGUUUCUAGUCUAUCUUAAUUUAAUAUACUUUGACGCAAUUCUCCCUUUCAUAUUAACGUUGUUUAAAUUGUAAUUAUUCCUCUAUAUAUUUAGCUUUAAACUUGUAAUUUUAAUUUUAUCAACCUACCUACACUUGUGUUAUUUCAUAUUUUAAAAACGUUAAUAAGUAAGAGGGAUUGGUUGUAUCUACCUUAUAGGCGACGUAGCAAUCAGUGAAGUGAAACUGUAUACAGUAUUUUGAAUUAUGGUGAAGGCAUUGGGUUCUACCUCACAAUUAGAUGGGUGACUGUACCGACUAUAAGCUGGUGUAUACCGGUUCGAGUCGUAUGCCGUGACCGGGGAGUACUCGGUGGAUGUAAUGAAGUGUAGAGAUGUGAGGUGGUGUGGGAGCGUUCCAAACACUAGGCCAUGUACGGUAUCAUACGUCAAAGGAAUUAUCCUUUAUUGGGCUUAGCAGCUACGUAAAGUCGUUAUAUACACAAAUUCAAGCAGUCUAAAUUCACGGGAUUCCUUGUUCAUUGAGUGUAGUCGACGUCAGUGGUGAGUAUUGACGGUGCUGGAUGUCCAGUUGCCUCGCCCCUGCAGCCUCGGUUCGGGCCGGGUUUGGUCGUGAGACGACGCCCCUUCCCCCUUCCCCCCGCCGCCCCGCACCGCCCCACACGAAGCAUAUCGUGCCGGCGUGUCGUCGCCGAAGCAAUAAUAAAGUUCGAUUUACAAUUGUAAAAUUGUGUUAAACUUUCGAAUGUGUGAUAGUAGAUGCAGUUGUUGUUUAGUUAACUUUAUAAUAAUAAUGAUAAAAUUGUUAUCGUGAGUGUAAUUUUUAAAUAGUAAGAGUACUUUUCAAUAUAAUAGUGUAAACGAGUCAUAACAACAAAAAUUUGGCGCUUUUUCGAUCAGAUUAAUAAUUGCGUGAAUGUUAAAAUUUUAAUUUGAUACCUUUUAAGAUGUUCUUCGUUGUACAGUAAUACUUAAUGUAGCCCUCUUAGCUAGGUUAACUUUUUUAAUAAAUUUGAAGUACAGAGUCUUCAGCAAUAUAAGAAUAGAACAGUAUUUUCAGUUUGUAAUUUUAAAUUGUAGAGAAAAAUCACGUGAAAAUUCGAGCACCAACAUAUAUUAGCAUUUUUCUUAUAAGAAAAUAACAUUAAAAUUAUUCUUAGAGAUUGUGUCGUCAACGAUAUAUUGUUGAGGAGUGGGUAUCGAGGACAGAGGCGCGAGUGGAUAACGGCACUAAAUCUCCAGUCCCUCGUGAGUCGUGGACCGCGGUGUGUGCCCCAGUCUCCUCGUGUAUGUGUUGUACUAACUACUCGUUCCCUCGGUGGCACUCGAGUAUGAAACAACAUGAAGCAAUGUUAAUUUUAAAAAUUUAUAGUAUAAUUAGAUUUUUAUCUCUAAGAGUAGGAGUUCAUCUAGUUGCCUUCGUAACAGUAGAGAAAUUAGGUGAUACCUUUUCUCGCGAUAGCUUCAUUAUGACCUUCCACAUCGUCAUGCAUGUUCACAAUCGCCAGCGGCCGUAUUUCGCUUGUGUUACGCGAGCGGGCGGCCUGCGUCCUCCCCGUGUGUCAUCCGCCUGCAACAGUCGCGCAUUCAUCGCGCAUACUCAUCGCGCUGACUAGCUAGAUGCAUCUUGGCUCAUGUUUAAUAUAAGUAUAAUAAUUGGUCUCUCGAGGCGAGGCCGCGUACCUGACACCAAUUUAUCGUUAAUAGUAGUGACCGGCAGUGGUGUGCUUACUGCGUCGUUCUGUGUUGUCACUCACCGGAAGCACCUUCGCACAAGAGAUGCGUAUGCGUGGAGCGCGAAUGUGCCACCGCUCGGCGACGCAGCGGACCGCACUCCGCAAGUAAAAUAAGUUGUUAGAGUAGGUGUAACCGAACUUCUAGUCAGCUUUUAAAGAUCUUUGUUGUUCAAAUAAUAUCAAUCUUGUAUCGCAAUCGUAUUUUACGUUUAUAGUGUACAUAUAAGUGAAGUUCACGUGUUCAAGCGGCGCUGACGGCCGCUGCGAGCUCGUCGGCGCGCUUUAGACGAGCGACGCGGCGCAAGCGCACGCGCGUCUGCAGAUCUCAAUAGUAUCGUAUUAUACAUAGAUAUUUUCAUAAUCAAUAGUAUGCAUAUUGUUGAUUGGAUUGCAAAUUUUGUAUAAGUACACAAUUAGUAUAGUUUAUAUACUUAUGUGUCAAUUCUUAUAGCGUUUUAUUACAUAAACAGACGAUAGCUAGUAAGUGUUAAAAAUAAUCCAAAACUAAUCGCAAUGCUGUUUCAUUAAGCUUAUUCGACUAUUUUUCAUUCAAUAUUGAAUGAAUGACGUUUUAUGAACUCUCCUAAUGUUCAAUUUAAAAAUCUCUGUAUAACCGUUGUUACAAGUAAGAAAAUAUAUAUUCAGCAAUUAAAGACAUCCAAGUUUGUAGUUCAGGCGUAGAGUAUCUAUAUUACCUAUUUAAUCUCCCCUCAGAUACGAUUGAAUUGAGUAUAGUCUCGGUGAAUUUAUGGAACAACGAACAAUCGAAAUGUAAUUAUAAGAAUCUCCAUGAUCUAAAGUUGAAACAAUAAUUUACACCAGUUUUACUGUUUUGACGAUUGAAUUCUAAAUCUUAGAUUCUUUAAAUAGAUUUCAUUAACAAAUGUGCUCUUUCAAAAAUGUCGCGUAGUGUAUACCGGCACGCUCUAUCUCGUUUAAUAAUAAUAAUAGCUAACGGAUAAUAAAAAUAAAAUUCUGGUUGCUCCUUUAGGAUUGACGCAAUUAUACUUAAAACAGUUUACAGUGUCACACAAUAGAGCCCCAAGCACUCCAGUUUGAUUGUAUUUCCAGUACGGUAAAGCACAGAAGUCGACGAAUGAUGCUAACAAGUGAAACCCCACUGAUACUCUAAUGUUCCACUAUAUUUACAUAUUGUUUACGAGUAGAGUCGCUAGACUUCGAUUUGUAGUUAAAUGUUCGUAAUUUAUCAAAUUUCCACAAUUUGUGCUUUGUUCUUUCGGAGUCUUUGAUGUUGCUUGACGUUGAAUGAUAUGGAAUAAACUUUAGAGUUUCUAACUUAUUUUAAAUCGUGUUAUUUUUUACUGUUUAGUUUAGAUGAAAAUGUUGAAAUACAUAGUUUAGUGCCGUUCUAAUAAAACGAUGUUGUACCCAUAAAUAUUUCAUAAUUUAUAUAAAAAUUGUAUUCCUUCUAUAAUAAAUUGUCUUGUAAUCUUCUUGUAAAGGAACACUGAUUACAUACAACCAUUGUUAUGCUAUUAUAUACUUAUAUUAUUGAUUACAGUGAGAUUCUGAACACAUUGUAAAAUUGAAGUUAGGUUGGUUUUAUAGUCAUAUUAUUCUAUACGUAGGUUAUCAAUCUGAAAUUCUCUCAUAAUUAUAAAAUAAACGGUGUUUUCUGCUGUAA